CCCUAUACAACUCCUUUUAUAUAUCCCAAUCAGCCUCACAGUAUAAUACCCCGCCAAGUCUUUUGAAAAAACAGUUAUUGACAGUUAUUAAAGAGAAACAGAGCUGAACAGAAAUGGCUAAUCAAGAUUCUGGUUUCUCCCAAGAAUUCUCCCAUCACCAAGAAAACACUGCAAUUGACGCCACCGCUCUCAAUCUCCUAGCCAAGCUCCACCUCAACUCCGCCACGACAGGCAACCCCGGCAACAACCAAUCCACCGUCACCACCGCUGCUGCCCCACUCUUCUCCUCCUCCUCCUCCAUGGACCCCUGCAACAAAUGCGGCUCAACCAAGAGACAGUCCCCUUCAUCUUGGUCUUCCCUCCAAGAACCCUCUUCCAAGAGGGCCACACUUCUACCUCCAUCUUCCUCCACCACCACGUUUUCUGGCGACCGCUGCAUUCUUGGCUUCAGUAAACUCCCACUUCCGGCCACUUUCUCUAAUGCAUCAUCAUCAUCCUUAUCGUCCCCUGCUCUUCGCCGGACUAUUUCCGAUCUAAUCAACUCUCCCGGAGCCAGCAAUCUCUCUGAUCAAGCUCAAAUUUCUUUGGGCAGUUUGUUGAAUAACCAGUUGCCGGAGAGUUCUAUGGUCAAUCCUGUGGCUACUUCGCCAUCUGGUCCUCUUUACCGUACAAUCUCUGAUCCCACUUCAGCUUCUUAUCAGGUGGUGACAACCACCACACCGCCUCGGCCUCCAGCAGCAAGAAAAGUCACGUGGUCACCAAGUGCUGGAGAGGCUGGCCUGAAUUUGAAAGAAGAGACUCCUAAUACCAAGAGGCUGAAAAGAAUGAAGGAUAGGCUGAGAGAAAUGAGACAAUGGUGGAAUGAAGUCAUAAAGGAAGGUGAAGAGGAUAGCUGCUCUGAUUCUGAAGAUAAUGACGAUCUUUCAAAGGAUAAUUCUGAAGUGUGCCAAGUUGCCGGAAGUGAAGGAGGACCUUGCGAAGAAGCUGUUUGGGUGGAGAGAAAUGGGGAGUGUCUGAUUCUCCAUUUCAAGUGUCCCUGCGGCAAAGGCUAUCAGAUUCUUCUUACUGGAAAGAGUUGCUACUACAAAUUGACAGCUUUCUGAGCUCGAGAUUUGUUGCUUUCUUACUUCAGAUAGUCUAGCUAUCAAGAAUAACGUUUUCUGAGUGAUUAAAGUUCCAAUCUUUUCUGCACAGUUGCGUAGCAAUAGUUUCUUUUUCAAGUUGGGGUUUAAGAGAAAUUCAUAAAGAUACUCUUAUCUUGUGCAGUUUCAAUUUGUAAGCUCUUCAAAGUUUAUUAGAUAGUAGUCCAUAUUAGAAUCCAAAUUGCAGUAGUGUUCUUUUCCAUUUCAGACUUGAGGAGUCUUGUUCUCAUGAUGGAAUAUCAAUGUAUUGAUUCAACUGUCUUUAGCCUACUGAUUAAUAAUACAUCAAGUUGUUCCUUU
Coffea arabica (coffee) is the source of this 1442-nucleotide messenger RNA. RefSeq lists its product as uncharacterized. The record is from RefSeq and is a predicted model, not a curated record. NCBI's taxonomy places the organism in Eukaryota, Viridiplantae, Streptophyta, Magnoliopsida, Gentianales, Rubiaceae.